This is a messenger RNA of Quercus lobata, 2175 nucleotides long. RefSeq lists its product as uncharacterized. NCBI's taxonomy places the organism in Eukaryota, Viridiplantae, Streptophyta, Magnoliopsida, Fagales, Fagaceae. The transcript has 9 exons. The record is from RefSeq and is a predicted model, not a curated record. The coding region runs from base 354 to 1964 and encodes 536 amino acids.
GGUAAAAAAUAUUUUGCAGACCCCACCUUUGUUACUUCCCUGAAGUCCAACCAUAUCCACUCCUUCCAAUCCAAUCCCAUGUCUCUCUAUCUCUCACUGUGACAACCCGAGUUCUGCAGGAUACAAGCCUUUGCAUUUGCUUAAACCAAACAUUCAAAACUUCAACUUGAAAGAAACAACUUUCUCGAUCAAAUUUGUUGUCAUACAAUGCCAGGAAUCAUCAUAGUUUCAGGUGUUAACAACUGUCUCUUGUAACUGUACUCAUGAAUUAUUUUAAUAUCUAAUUUUCAUACAUCAUUAACUCCAGUUCUGGAAUUCAUGGGGCUACCACAUGCAUUAGCUUCUUCGUCAAUAUGCAUAAAAGUCCAUUAACAUCUCUUCGUGACAAUUUGAUUGUUACACUUCAGGAUGCUGAUGGGAUCAAAAUAUCUCAUGCAGGGGUUGAGAUCAAGUCUAUUGUGGAGAAAGGUCUUUGGGAUGACCUUUUUCCCCUGGAAGGAGGUGGUCACGUACAUAUGAAGUUGCAGUUUGUCCUCAGUGAAGAAGAACGUAGCCGAAUUCGUAUGAUGAGAGAAUCUGCAUUGAAAAAGAAACAAGAUGAGCUUCUCAAUAGCAGUAUUAGAACUUCACAGGGUGCUACUACUGCUUGUAGUAGUGUUGCAUCAUCUUUGGGCUUCAGGCAUGAGCUCUCAGAUCGAUAUGAAGAGAUUUCAUCAACCAUUUCUGCGCCACAAGGAGUUGAUGUCCAUCUAAGUCACAAGGAACUAGAUGAGAAGAAUGAGAGCAAGUCAUUGCCUGCUGACUUUCCUACAGAAGCAAUUUCUUCCAAUGAAACUUCCUUAUUGUUGGGAGGUUCUCGAUUAGAUGUUGCUGCCUCAAACAAUUCAAUACCUCACAAUCUGGGGGAAGAUCGCGGUCAUAACAUUCAGAAGCAGGGUCAGAUAGGGAAAUCUCCUAGAAAUGUGAAGAAUAUGAUAAGUGCAUUUGAAAGUGGUCAAGCUCAGGAUAUGAGGUCUCCCAUCAAAUCACCACCAACAAGAUCUCAAUCUAAUAAGUCUAGAAUAGAGUUGAAAAGUCAACACUUAAAUGAAGGCAAGACACAAAUUACUAAGACUGAACAAUCAAUAUCAGGAAGAGUCAUUAAUCUUUUUCUUGCAGAAGAGUUGCAACAUACCCCAACAGAUAUCAGAAAAAGAGGAGAGCAAAUUAAUUUAUUUGGUGCUUCAGAUAGGAGUAAAUUAUCUCAGGACACUGGACAGUUAGAGGAGUUGAACACACAGAAAUUUCAGAUAUUAGGAACAAAUUCAAGUCUUAAGAAUAAAUUCAAUGUAGUUCAUAAAGAAGUCGCUAGAGAGGAAGAGAAAUCUCAUCAAGAUUUGAUGAGAAUAUCCACAACUGAAACGGCUACAGUAUCAUGGAGGAUCCUUGAUGAGUAUUCAGGUGGACACCCUCUUAGUUUGUUCACUGGCAAGCAAGAUUCUUGUGGCAAUCCAGUUAUAGAGGAGAGUAGAAGGGAAAUUCAAUUUACAAAUUUACAAGAAUUCAAUAUUCAAGGAGCUUCAACCCAUAAACUGGAAUCAGUACAUUAUUGUGAAGAUAAUCAUUACUUAUUUAAAAGCUCUGGUGCCUGGAUAUUUCCAGAUGAAGCAAGACGGCUGUGUGUGACAACUGGUGGUAAAAAAGUCAUGGAUCUAAUGGGAGGUUGCAGUACUAAGCCAAAGGUCCAUCAAGGAAAUGUGAAUCUUUCUAUGCAAGAAAAUAUGGAGAAGCAUAGUGUGGACGCCAGAACUGUUAUUAAGGCUGAUAAAGACAAGAAGGAUUGCCAAAAAAUAGUAAAAUCAAAACCUGAGAAUUCAGAGGAUAUCGAAACUUCUGGAGGACCAGUGGGACAGGCAAUAAAAGUUGCAAUCAUGCUAGGAUUUGGAAUACUUGUUCUCCUAACUAGAAAAAGAAAUUACAGAUAGAAGAUUCUGUUAAUAAAUGUAACAACCAUCAUGCCAAGGGACUCUUUUGUAUCCAAGAUGUUUUACAAAUCUUCUCUCCAUUUUUUUCAGUUGACAGUAAAUGUGGACAACCAGGCCCAACUGUAUUCAUGAGAAUUUUCUGUUCAUUACACUAAAUGUAAAAUGCUUCAAUGUAUUUUUCAAUGUCAAACACAAAUUUCUUUUAAGCCAA